AAGCCCAAACCCAGCCCAAGCCUACCCGAGGCUCCCCUCUCCACUCCCCUUCCCUCACCCGCGCCGCAUCGCAGCCGCUAUCCGCGUGGGCAUUCCGCCGAGCACCUGGCGCGCAUGGCGAUGGCUUCGCACCACCUCGCCCAGCCGCCCACGCGCGCGGCUCUCUCCUCGCGCCCCACCUACCCGCUCUCCAGCCAUCACCACUCCUCCCGUCUCCAGCUCCCGCUCGUCAGCGGGGCGCGGCGCAGCAGGCUGUCCCCCGCGGUGGCGACGUCCCCGGUCGCCGCCCCAGCGAUGGACGCCGUGGCCGACUGGGGGCUGACCACUCUGGAGGAGGCUGACCCGGAGGUGUACGACCUCGUCGAGCGCGAGAAGCGGCGGCAGCGCGCGGGCGUCGAGCUCAUCGCGUCGGAGAACUUCACCUCGCUCGCCGUCAUGGAGGCGCUGGGCUCGCCGCUCACCAACAAGUACUCCGAGGGCAUGCCGGGGUCCCGCUACUACGGAGGCAACGAGGUCAUCGACGAGGUGGAGGAGCUCUGCCGCGCCCGCGCGCUCGCCGCCUUCCACCUCGACCCCGAGGCCUGGGGCGUCAACGUGCAGCCCUACUCCGGCUCGCCGGCGAACUUCGCCGCCUACACCGGGCUGCUCCAACCCCACGAGCGGAUCAUGGGGCUCGAUUUGCCGUCCGGCGGCCACCUCACGCACGGCUACUACACCGCCGGCGGCAAAAAGAUCUCCGCCACGUCCAUCUACUUCGAGAGCCUGCCGUACAAGGUGAGCUCCGAGACAGGAUACGUCGAUUAUGAUAAGCUGGAGGAGAAGGCCAUGGAUUUUCGGCCCAAGCUCAUCAUCUGCGGCGGGAGCGCGUACCCGCGGGAUUGGGAUUACGCCAGGUUCAGGGCCAUCGCGGAUAAGUGCGGCGCCAUGUUGCUCUGCGACAUGGCUCACAUCAGUGGCCUAGUUGCCGCGCAGGAGGCUGCAAAUCCUUUUCAAUAUUCUGAUGUGGUUACCACCACCACCCACAAGAGUCUCCGAGGGCCAAGAUCUGGUAUGAUCUUCUACAGGAAGGGCCUGAAGCCUCCCAAGAAAGGCCAGCCUGAGGGCGCUCUGUAUGACUACGAGGACAGGAUCAACUUCGCAGUGUUUCCGUCGCUCCAAGGGGGCCCUCACAACCACCAAAUUGCUGCGCUAGCGGUUGGUUUGAAGCAGACUAUGUCACCUGGAUUCAAGUCUUAUAUUAAGCAGGUCAAGGCCAAUGCUGUUGCCCUUGGUAACCAUUUGAUGAGUAAGGGCUACAAAUUGGUUACUGACGGAACAGAGAACCAUCUUGUUCUCUGGGAUCUGCGCCCUCUUGGCUUGACUGGUAACAAAGUUGAGAAGGUCUGUGAUUUGUGCAGCAUUACACUGAACAAAAAUGCUGUCUUUGGGGAUAGCAGUGCAAUGUCACCUGGUGGUGUCCGCAUUGGUACACCUGCCAUGACAUCAAGGGGUUUGGUAGAGGAGGACUUUGUACAGAUCGCCGAGUUCCUUCACCAGGCAGUGACCAUCUGCUUGGAUGUUCAGAAGGAGCGUGGCAAGCUUCUCAAGUACUUCAACGAGGGCCUGGAGAACAACAAGGACAUUGAGGACCUCAGGGCGGAGGUGGAGAAGUUUGCCACUUCAUUCGAGAUGCCUGGCUUCAGGGUAUCCGACAUGAAGUACAAGGAUUAGGCGGCAUCGUGCACAUCGUCCUCUUUCUCUUGCCCUGAACUUUGGCGCCCUUGAAACCUGAUUACUGUGGCGUGAAUCGUGGUGUAUGGAUUUUGCUGAACUCUGGGUAGUCUCUAACCGCUUUCGUCUACCUGAGCUGGUUGUGCCAUUCAGUCGUUAAAUGCUGGAAUUGUAAUGAUGUGGUAUAAUAAUAAUAACUAGCAUGGUGGUCCGCGCAGAUUGCGCGGCUAGCAUCAUUAUAUUUUCUCUCA
Messenger RNA from Oryza sativa Japonica Group (Japanese rice), 1961 nucleotides. RefSeq names its product serine hydroxymethyltransferase 4. Gene Ontology annotation, cellular component: cytoplasm. Gene Ontology annotation, molecular function: serine binding; glycine hydroxymethyltransferase activity; cobalt ion binding. Lineage: Eukaryota; Viridiplantae; Streptophyta; Magnoliopsida; Poales; Poaceae. The record is from RefSeq and is a predicted model, not a curated record. Gene Ontology annotation, biological process: L-serine catabolic process; folic acid metabolic process; tetrahydrofolate interconversion.